AUGUCAGCCCCUAGUCAAGCAAUUGUAGUGGCAGUAGUAGCUACAGCAGCAACUAUGCUACUUCUUGCUUUGAUGUCCUUCUACUUCUUCCAAAAAUUUGCCCUUGAUCGAUACCACCUUAGACACAAAAUUGCAGCUAGUCUUUUUAGAGAAGCGGGAAUGGACCAUGAGGAUAUAAAGAAAGUUAGUGGUAACAUGAAAGGGUUACUUGUUGAAGAAAAUGGUAUUGAUAUUCUGUAUAUGAUGGAAACUGAAGGUAGGAUAUUCAAAACUAGAUUCCCAAAUAGAAGAUAUAAUCCUAGUUAUGAAGAUGAUGAAGAAAAGAGAACAGAUAUGAUGGUCCAAAGAUCCAAACGAAUUAAGCCUCAGGUGGUUACAGUUCCACUGCUAUGUGACUCUUCAGGUCCAGGUUUGAUUUAUCAUGAGAAUCAAGAUACAUCACUAUCACAAGUAUCUUCUCUACCUUACUCAACGUCGUUAUCAUUAACUUCAGCUCAACACCUUCCACAAUCACCUCGGCCACCACCUCCACUUCCAUCAAUUCCACAAACUUCACCAAUGAUUAUGGAGAAGAAAACUAUACCAUUUUCACCACCAGCUCCUCCUCCUCCUCCUCCACCACCACCACCACCACCACCUUCCCCUCCAAGAAAGGAGGUUCCAAAUGCACCACCUCUUCCUUCAUUACCACCUAAAGGGAAAGCAAACACAAACACCACAGAGGCUAUGGUAGGGAAGAGCUCAAGAGGGAAGGGUGCUGUUCAAACAAGGCUGAAGCCUCUGUAUUGGGAUAAGGUGGUAACUAAUGUUGAUCAUUCAACUGUGUGGGAUCAAAUCAAUAAUGGCUCUUUCCAGUUUGAUUAUGAACUCAUGGAAACACUCUUUGGAUAUUCAACUAACAGACAAACCCAUGAAAGAAAUAGGUGUCUUUCAACUUCAGCUAAGUCCAACUCCAACACACCAACUCAAGUAUUCAUUCUGGACCCUCGAAAAUCCCAAAACACUGCCAUAGUCCUAAGAUCUCUUUCAAUGUCUCACAAGGGUAUCCUAGAUGCACUCCUCGAUGGUCAAGGACUCAGUGCUGAGACACUUGAAAGACUCACUAACAUAGCUCCUAUCCAAGAAGAAGAAACAAAAAUCAUUCAAUUCAGUGGAAACCCAGAUAAACUUGCUGAUGCUGAGUCAUUCCUCUACUACAUUCUGAGAGCAGUUCCAACAGCUUUCGUUCGUUUAAAAGCACUGCUUUUCAGCUCAAGUUAUGAUUGUGAAGUUAUUCAGCUUAAAGAACACCUAAAAACUCUUGAAAUCGGUUGUGAAGAGGUGAAGACUAGUGGUCUGCUUUUGAAAUUCCUUGAAGCCAUUCUCAAAGCUGGAAACCAAAUGAAUGCAGGAACUUCAAGAGGCAGCGCCUAUGGUUUCAACUUAAGUGCUCUUAAAAAGCUUUCUGAUGUAAAAAGCACAGAUGGGAAAACUAGUUUGCUUCACUUUAUUGUGGAGCAGGUAGCUUAUUCUGAAGGAAAACAACAAGCUAUCAAUCAAAAGCACAACCUUCACAAAAGCAUUGGUGAAAUAAGCAACACCAGUGGGCCUUAUUCAGGUAGCCUGAUAGAACAAGAAACAGAAAGAGAGUAUCUAAAGCAUGGUUUAAUAGUGUUAGGAGGGCUAAGGGAUGAGUUAUCUGAAGUAAAGAAAGCAGCAAGUAUUGAACACCAUAAUUUUAUUAGUAUGUACUCUACUCUCAAUGCUUAUGUUACUGAAAUUCGACAGAUUAUAACAUGCUGUGGCAACAGUGAAAGAGGUGGAUUUAUUAAGGCAAUGAAAGGAUUUGUAGAGGAAUGUGAAGAGGAGCUUAAUGUGGUGAGAGAGGAACAGACACGGAUCACGGAACUGGUCAAGAAAACCAAUGAGUAUUUUCUAACAGGAGAUUCCAUAGAUAACAUGUCAAACCCCUUUCAACUGUUUGCUACUGUAAAAGAAUUUGUUGACAUGGUAGAUGAUGUUUGCAUAGAACUUAGAAGGAAACUAGAAAAGAAUAAUGUAGGAGAAUCUGUAUCAACACCGCCUCUUUCACCAUCAAAUAGGGUGCCACUCAGAUUACCAAACUUUGAUUUACAUUUCCAGUCAAGUAGGUCAGUAGCUUCAUCUUCCAGCCAAUCAGAUGAUAAUUUCUGA
Molecule: messenger RNA, 2172 nt
Organism: Abrus precatorius (Indian licorice)
Lineage: Eukaryota; Viridiplantae; Streptophyta; Magnoliopsida; Fabales; Fabaceae
Product: formin-like protein 4
Exons: 2
Coding region: 1-2172 (723 amino acids)
Biological process (GO): actin cytoskeleton organization; actin nucleation
Molecular function (GO): actin filament binding
Source: RefSeq, a predicted model, not a curated record